CAAAUCAAUAUCCGACAAGUUCAUCAUUUGUAUAUGUACAUAUCACACUACUACUCAUGCUAUUUCAUUAAGUUCUACUUCUUAUUCUCCUCCUUGUAGAAACAAGUGAGAUGGGUUAUCUGCUAGGGGUGAUACUGGGUACCUUGUUGGUGGUGCUCAUCACCAGGCUUUGGAGCUUCUUGGUCUAUGUAAUAUGGAGGCCAUAUGCAAUAACAAAGAAGUUUAGGGAGCAAGGGAUUAUGGGUCCAGCAUACAUGCUGUGGUCAGGAUCUAUUAAGGAGAUCAUAAGCAUAAGAAGGGCCAGUGAAGGGGUGGUCUUGGACAUCAACUCCCAUGAUAUCACUCCCAGGGUCCUUCCUCACUACACCAAAUGGAUCUCCCUAUAUGGCAGAACAUUUUUGUAUUGGUUUGGACCACAGCCGAGGAUCUGCGUAACUGAUCCAGAGCAGACCAAACAAGUGCUGUCCAACAAGUUUGGCUUCUACAUCAAGCCGGAGCCAAACCCGAUCAUAUUUGCUUUAAUGGGUAAGGGCUUGGUCUUUUCAGAAGGAUCGGACUGGGCACGGCAUCGCAGGGUCGUAAACCCUGCUUUCGCCAUGGAUAAGCUGAAGAUGAUGACCAAGUCGAUCGCCAAAUGCGCGCAAUCAAUGAUUGAAGGGUGGCAAAUUCAAGAUGAGAGUCAGGAAAAGGAAAUUGAGUUUGGCAGGCAAUUCCAAGAGUUAACAGCUGACGUUAUCUCUCAUACUGCUUUCGGAAGCAGCUACAAGGAGGGCAAAGAAGUCUUUCUGGCACAGAAGGAGCUUCAAAAGCUCGCGCUCGCGACUUUCUUUAACAUUCACCUGCCGAUAUUCAGAUAUAUUCCUACUAGCAGAAAUCUACACAAGUGGAAGCUAGAACGGAAGGCGAGGAACACGCUCAUGCGGAUCAUACAAUCACGAUUCGACUCGAAAGAAUCAGGCUAUGGAAAUGACUUGCUUGGACUGAUGCUCGAGGCGUGCACUUCAGGACACUAUGGCGGAAAGAAAGAAGAUCAGAGGAUGAACAUGGACGAGAUCAUCGAUGAGUGCAAGACGUUCUUCUUUGCGGGGCAUGAGACUACCUCUCACUGGCUAACUUGGACUACGUUUCUAUUAGGAGCAAACCCAGAAUGGCAAGAGAGGCUCAGGGAGGAGGUGUUGAGAGAAUGCGGAAAGGAAAUUCCUGAUGCAGAUAUGCUCAGCAAACUAAGAUUAGUGACAAUGGUUCUAUUCGAAGCCCUGCGGCUCUACGGCCCGGUAGUCAUGAUGCAAAGGAAAGCCGAUAAAGACAUGAACUUAGGGACCCUACAGAUUCCGAAAGGCACCGCAGUAACGCUUCCGCUGGUCAUCAUGCACCGCGACAAAGAGAUUUGGGGCGCAGAUGCCAAUGAGUUCAAUCCGUUUAGGUUCCAGAACGGGAUCACGAAAGCCGCCAAGCAUCCUAAUGCUCUCCUGGCGUUCUCGAUCGGCCCGAGAGCAUGCAUUGGUCAGAACUUUGCGAUGCUCGAAGCAAAGAUAGUGCUCGCGAUGAUCCUACAGAGGUUCUCGUUCCGCGUCUCGCCAAACUACAAACAUGCGCCAGCGGACUUGCUUACUCUACAACCUAAGAAUGGGCUUCCUAUAAUUUUAAGCCCCUUGAAUGCUUGAAACAACUUAUUUUGUUGUAGCUACACUUCAAUGUGCAUUAAGAAAACUGUGCUGUAGGAACACUGUAUGAUAACUAUAUGGGCACGUUUGGUUCGUACUAUGAAAGAUUACUAGAAAUAAAAAGAUGUCCGAGAAUCUUAUUCCUAUUCA
This is a messenger RNA of Ananas comosus (pineapple), 1814 nucleotides long. Its product is annotated as cytochrome P450 709B2-like. Gene Ontology annotation, molecular function: monooxygenase activity; iron ion binding; oxidoreductase activity, acting on paired donors, with incorporation or reduction of molecular oxygen. The transcript has 5 exons. The record is from RefSeq and is a predicted model, not a curated record. The coding region runs from base 111 to 1664 and encodes 517 amino acids. NCBI's taxonomy places the organism in Eukaryota, Viridiplantae, Streptophyta, Magnoliopsida, Poales, Bromeliaceae.